UUGUGUGGAUUUAGUUCUCGCGAAAGUCAACGUUUAUCGGAUCUCGGGAGGACAUUGGUCACAACGUCUUCUCUGAAAACGUACAUUGAUCUGUUGACCAGUCAUCACAGACAAAGUAUCGCCUCAUGGCUAUAUGGAAAUACGAGUCAAGCGCUCAGUCAACAGUUCAGAUUUCCUGAAUCGAAUAUUCAUUGUUCGGAACCAGAGGCAACAUUGGCAUUAUCUGUUAGGAAUGGAAUAGGACAUGCCAUCCGUUUGGCACUCAAGGACACUUACGGGAAUGACUACGUAACAAAAGGCUGGAAAGCUUUCGUGGAAAAGGGUGCACCUGUAGUUUAUGUGACACCGGCACUUCAUAUGGAUCUUGCACCAUAUAUAGCCUCCGAAUUCGGUAUUGCUGAUGUGGUCCUUUUGCCAAAACUCAGCGGUGAUAUGAGUGAGAUUGAAGGACGAAUAGAUCACCAUGCAUUUGAACGUAUACUGAAUGAUGAUGUGGCUGCAGGACGUAGGCCACUACUAGUAGUAGCUGUAGUUGGUUCAACUAUUCUUGGUCAAAACGAUAUGGUAUCGAAGAUAUUGGAAGUUAGAAAAAAGCAUCGUUUUUGGAUUCACAUUGUUGGCCAGGCAGUGGCUGCAUUGACACUUCGUGAACCUACAGAAGUUCUGGUCCAUGUGCUCACUCAGGUCGAUAGUCUUACGCUCCCACUUGCAUUGUGGUUAGGAGUUCCAGCUGCACCUGUCGUGACACUAUACAGAACGGUUGAGGGCCACAAACCGUCAUAUCGUGAGAAACUUGAUAUUUUACCGUGGUGGGUGGUUAGCCAAACGCUGACUAGCAAAGGAAUUACCGAUGUUAUCGAAAACGCCUACAUGUUGUGUAAAGUGAUGCUAAAAGGGCUGUCUACUUUUCCGCAAAUAGAAGUGGUCGGGAUGGAUAAUGCUAUUGAGUUCGCUUCGAAAGUGUACAAAAAUCAGUACACUGCCCCGACAGUUCUCAUUUUCAAGUAUCGUUAUGCGGCUGUAAGAGACGCGGCCAAGGUUUGUAUCGAGCUGGACCAAAAGGUCAUUGCCGAUGCAGAAGAAGUUCUGCACAAUGAAUGUGAAUACGCAGACUCGUUAAACUCUUGGCUUGGUCAAAGUGUUGUGGCAGAAUGUCAAUCAUUGGGAAUUCAUAUGAUCGAACUUGGAGGAAGCUAUGGCACAGCGUUUCGCUUUUGUCCACUUGAACAUGCGGCUGCUCUCUCAUCGCAAGUGGAUCAUAUGCAACAAUUCAUUAGACUUCUUGGUAGCGUGCUGAAAAUCGUUGACUCCACUGUAGUGGCCAGAUCGAAUUUCGAGAAGCUAAAGGGUGACUAUCCGUCUCUUACUAUUGUCCCUUUACGUAAAUGGGCUGGAGUUGGUGCUGUUUGCUACAUUCCUUCAAUCGUCAAAACUAAGGCGCAGUCAGAGUGGAAUGAAAAAGAAAAGCAACAGAUCUCUCACAUCAAUUUGGAACUCGUCCAUCAGUUACGUUCUGUCGACUCAGCUUUUUCUACUGGAGAAAGCGAUACUUGUGUGAAGUUUGGGAUGCUGUCCGACGCUAAAGAUCUACCCGAUUUACUGAAAAUGGUUUCUGAAAAGGGAGCUGAAAUCGAAACCAACCAGCAGUAUCUGGAUAGCUUAGCAGAACUCAUACGCAAAGGUAUUGAAGCGGCUAAUGAGGACCUCAAAAAGGAAAAUGAGUUACGCCUUCAGCAAGAAGGUGUUAUUCGACAGCUGCCCAUUAUGGGUUCGUUGGUGAAUUGGUGGUCCCCUAUUGAGAGAGACGGACGAGUUCGAGGACGGUUUUUCAACUUGAACACAGGUGAAAUUCAAACAACAGACGUAAUCUAUAAGAACAAGAAGGAAUCCAUUGCUACCAGCCAUAGUGCGAGCAAAAAGGUAAGCAUUGAUUACAUCAAACCCGUUGACGGGUGA
Messenger RNA from Angiostrongylus costaricensis, 1956 nucleotides. NCBI's taxonomy places the organism in Eukaryota, Metazoa, Nematoda, Chromadorea, Rhabditida, Metastrongylidae. The record is from the annotation of a GenBank genome assembly.